AUGAUAGAGAAAAGAUUGGCGGCAGAGUUGGGAGUAACAGGAUAUGCUAAGCCCCUAUGCCUUAAAUGGACGAGUAAUGUCACCCGAGAAGAGCCGAACUCACAACGUGUAACAUUCGAAGUUUCCGGCGAGGAAAAGGGUAAACGCUUCAUGAUGAGAGACGUAGGUACCAUUGAAUCGUUGGAUUUGCCAAUGCAGAACGCACCGAUAGAGAAACUGGUUAAGUGCUACAACCAUCUGAAGGGCCUGCCGAUUAGAAGUUAUCGAAACGCUAUUCCGCAGCUUUUAAUAGGAGUAGACAACCUGCGGCUGAUCGUUCCACUCAAGGUUCACGAAGGAGUAGAAGGAAGUCCAACUGCGACCAAAACACGGCUAGGGUGGUGUAUCUAUGGCUGUCAAGGAAACAUAGAAUAUCAUCCACGAAAUUACCACGUUUGCGAAUGUGGAGGAGAGUCGGAGUUUAACGAUGCGAUCAAGAAAUAUUUUUCAUUCGAAGAAACUGGCGUUAAAUCAGUUACCAGCGUAGCGUCAGAAGAGGAUAAACGGGCUUUGCGCAUCAUGAAACAGACAACAGUACACGUGAAGGAUCCGUAUGAAUCGGGACUGUUGUGGAAAUUUGACAAAUUCGAGUUUCCUGAUAGUUAUCCGAUGGCAUAUAAACGGCUACAAUGUUUGGAGAGACGUAUGGCGAAAGACCCAGCACUGAGAGAGAACAUUGAACGACAACUUAAAGAGUAUCAGGCGAAAGAAUACGCACAUCGUGCUACUCCAGAAGAGCUGGCUAGUGCUGAACCUCGGCGUACAUGGUACCUUCCAUUGGGAGCAGUAAUGAAUUCCAACAAACCAGGAAAAAUGCGUCUAAUAUGGGACGCAUCCGCCAAAGUUGAUGGCGUAUCCCUGAAUACAUUCCUGCUUAAAGGUCCAGAUCAAGUAACAUCAUUGCCUACAGUUCUAUUUCGCUUCCGACGAUACCGGGUGGCAGUGAGCGCAGACAUAAAAGAAAUGUUCCAUCAGGUGAAAAUCAGGCCCGAGGACCGUCACGCGCAGCGCUUUCUUUGGCGAUCAAAUCCAACACCAGAACCGGAGGAAUUCUUAAUGGAUGUCGCCACGUUCGGAUCGACAUGUUCACCCGCCACAGCGCAAUACGUUAAAAAUACAAACGCCCAACUGUUUGCACAAACAUUUCCACGAGCUGUUGAAGGAAUUGUACUUAGCCAUUAUGUAGACGACUACCUUGAUAGUUUCCACGACGAGAUUGAAGCGAAACGAGUGGCGUGUGAGGUUAAAAAUAUCCACGAUUACGGCGGAUUCGAUCUCCGCAAUUGGUGUUCCAACAGUUUGGACGUACUGCAGCAUCUAGGUGAAGAUACGAGAAUCCAAUUGAAGCAGCUGAAUCCAGAAAAGGACGACCACUCCGAACGAGUAUUGGGAAUGCUAUGGGAAACACAUACCGACGAGCUUCGUUUUUCAGCCACUUUGCCCGGCGAUAUCGCGCACAUCGUCAAAACUGAAACCAAACCCACUAAAAGUCAGAUUCUCCGAUGUGUAAUGACACUGUUUGACCCAUUAGGCUUGCUGGCCCCAUUUCUUGUGUUCGGAAAAAUGUUGAUUCAGAGCGUAUGGCGCCUUGGAAUCGACUGGGAUGAUCAGGUUGAUGAUGAAGUCUAUGGGCGAUGGCUACAGUGGAUUGAAAUGUUCAAUCAUAUCAACGAGAUACGCAUUCCUCGUAGUUACUUUCGGAAAGCUGGAGUAUGUAGUUUUCGAAAUAUCGAAAUCCAUACCUUCGUAGAUGCAGGAAAAGAUGCUUGUUCGUGCGUUGUUUACUUCAGAAUAGUUAACAGGACUGGAGACGUAGAAGUGGCUUUGGUAGCGGCCAAAACGAAGGUUGCGCCCCUUAAACCUAUAACUGUACCACGAAUGGAAUUGCAAGCAUGCGUUCUCGGUGCACGUCUGGCCAAGUUCGUUAUCGAAGGACAUGCAUUCCCAUCUAUCAGUAGCUACUUCUGGAGUGAUUCCAGUACUGCACUCAGCUGGAUCAACGCAGACCCUCGAAAGUACAGCCCCUUUGUAACUUUCAGAGUAGGCGAGAUUUUAGAAAACACUAAUCGGGCCGACUGGCGGUGGGUCCCCUCCCAGCAGAAUCCUGCCGAUGAAGCAACAAAAUGGGGAUCAGGACCUUACUUCAACACUCAUAGUAUUUGGUACAGCGGACCCGAUUUUCUACGCCUCUCUAAAGACAAUUGGCCUACAUGGAAACCUACUGGAGCGGGAAACGAAGAACUGCGAAAAUGUUAUGUUCAUCAUGAUGCCGUCAGACCAGAAUACGGGGAUUUCCCGAGGAGAUUUGGACUGACAAUGCGACCAAUUUUCAAGGAGCCGAACGCCUGCUUCGCGAUAAACGAUGGUCUAGCCAGCACCUUCACUAGUACCCAGACAGCCUGGAAAUUCAUCCCACCGAGUGCACCUCAUAUGGGCGGCGCGUGGGAGCGUUUGGUGAGAACAGUUAAGGCAGGUUUAGCGGCAGCGUACAACAACGAGAAGCUGGAUGACGAAGCACUAUGGACACUACUCGUUGAGGUCGAGUGUAUGGUUAACAGCAGACCAUUGACUUAUCUGCCCCUAGACUCCGCCGAGCAAGAGGCUUUAACGCCAAACCAUUUUCUGCUCGGUAGUUCAUCCGGGGUGAAGCAACCACCUAUCGAUAGAGAAUGGAAUAGUACCUAUCUAAAGCAGUCGUGGAUUAUACUACAGGCUCGUCUGGAUGCAUUUUGGAAACGAUGGAUAUCAACGGCGGUGACCGUAGGUGGUAGUGGUGAUGGUGGUGUCGUUCGACGAAAGGACAAUGGUAACGAAGUGAUGGAAAAUCCGUCUGAAGCCAUGUCCGUUCCGUCAGGACAGGCACACCACAGGGGAGAAUUGAUGAAAAAACAAGCAUGGCGCGACCAAACCAUAUUACCGAAUGCGCUACCUGAACGCUUGCAUAGAAGGACCGGUCCGUCGGCCACACGGAUUAAUGUAUCGAGAUGGUUUCCGAUUGGGACCAGCGAAGAAAAAGACUGCAAAAACAGCGAACACAGAAUAUCAACGGCGGUGACCGUAGGUGGUAGUGGUGAUGGUGGUGUCGUUCGACGAAAGGACAAUGGUAACGAAGUGAUGGAAAAUCCGUCUGAAGCCAUGUCCGUUCCGUCAGGACAGGCACACCACAGGGGAGAGUACUGA
This is a messenger RNA of Toxorhynchites rutilus septentrionalis, 3219 nucleotides long. RefSeq lists its product as uncharacterized. The transcript has 5 exons. NCBI's taxonomy places the organism in Eukaryota, Metazoa, Arthropoda, Insecta, Diptera, Culicidae. The record is from RefSeq and is a predicted model, not a curated record. Bases 1 to 3219 code for a protein of 1072 amino acids. Gene Ontology annotation, molecular function: nucleic acid binding.